Molecule: messenger RNA, 627 nt
Organism: Harpegnathos saltator (Jerdon's jumping ant)
Lineage: Eukaryota; Metazoa; Arthropoda; Insecta; Hymenoptera; Formicidae
Exons: 3
Source: RefSeq, a predicted model, not a curated record
CGACAGUUCACCCUGGGCAUCACAGUGCCGGUGGCAAUGACAAAGCGGGGCGGUCUCGCCUUCAAUGCGGGCUUUCAGCUCAACUUCGUCUUACCGUGGAAUCUGACGCAGUUCGAGCCGACGGUGAUCCCCGCGAGGCAUAUUAGGGAUCUCGAGUUGUGGGACACUUACGUCGCCAUCGAGGAUCUGUUGAACGAACACGGCUGGCGGGACGGCAGGCAGUGCCUUCUGAGGACCAUUUGCGAGCUCGCGGAGACGCCUCUCCGCAGAACUCACCGGGAGGACAUUCUCGAGGAAAUGAUUCACUUAAUUUUAACACCCACGGAAGAAGGCUCGUCGGUGGCGAUUAAUUCCAGUCACCCGAGCGCCAAGAAAUUGUAUCAGGAAGCCGAACGAUUGGGUAGGUCUGGUGGCGAUUGCAUCCUAACGUAUCCCGAUUGCAUCGAGUCGCCGUUGGAAUCGUUUACGGAGAUUAUAUUUCCUUAGAGAAUCGAGAGCGGAGCUCGAUCUUGUUUUCUGUAUCGCUUGAAAUAUAAAUUCAUUUGUGCACAAAUAGACAGACACACACACACACACACACACACACACACUGCGCGUAUUUACGCGCGCACUUGUGCGGUGAUAAAA